Molecule: messenger RNA, 2037 nt
Organism: Lachancea sp. 'fantastica'
Lineage: Eukaryota; Fungi; Ascomycota; Saccharomycetes; Saccharomycetales; Saccharomycetaceae
Source: the annotation of a GenBank genome assembly
AUGGAAGGGUCCCACACGCGAUUCUCAAGCGAAUCUAGAGGUAUACUCGAUAAUUUGGACCCCCAGCGCUUCUCUUCGCAGAUUCCAGCUCCAAUUUCCGGCCGAAGACGAAAUAGUACAGCGUCAGCAGUUGGUGGCCCUGGACUAACAGAUCUGAUCAAUAAAAGUCUGGCAAAAACAAGACCAGAAAACACUAGAAGACCAUACACAGACUCGAGGAAAAGUUUGCUGCUAGAUUCUCGGAAAAGUCUGCGGUCUUCGCAGCGAACGUCUCUAUUACCCAAUAAUGCCAUUAAUAGCGGUGUUACCAAUGCCACAAACACUAACAACAAGGAUCCACGACCUUUGAGGGACAAAAACUUCCAGAGCUUAAUCCAACAGGAAAUAUUCGACUAUCUGCAGGCCCAGAAGUACGAUGUGCAGGCCAAUCAUCCCAUAUCCCUCAAAGCUCUACGACAGCCCACUCAGAAGGAUUUCGUUUUCUUGUUUCGAUGGCUGUAUCAAAGAAUGGAUCCAGGCUAUAGUUUCACCAAAUCUCUCGUGUAUGACGUAUAUGCGAUUCUGAAAACCAUCCAGUAUCCUUACUUGGAGACCAUAAACAAGUCUCAAAUAUCCGCAGUUGGGGGAUCGAGCUGGCCCAAAUUCUUGGGGAUGUUGCAUUGGCUGGUGAACACUAACAAAAGGUUAGAUGCGUACCUUCAAAAGGUGGAUUUGUCUCUUGUCAGCCAGAACACACAAGACCUCACAGUUCUACGACAGCCUAUCGGUACGGUAGACGAGCAGGAAGACAAACAAGAAAAAUACGAACUCAUAGUGGAGCGGCUCUUCAUCGACUACAUAGUCCAGUCUUACAAGAGCUUUUUGAAUUUGGACGACGACUACACCACGUACAUGAAGGAACUAGUUGUGGGAUUCGAAAAGUUCACCCAGGUCAUUGAGACCGAUAUCAGCAAUAUAGCCAUGUCCAACAGUCAUCUGUCCGUGCGAUAUCACGACUUGGUCGAAAAGGGCAAAGAGAUGAAAGUCGCGAAGGACAAAUUCAAUGCUUUGCAAAGCGAUCUGACAAAAUUUCAGAAUUACGUUAAUGCAAUGCAGCACAAGAGUCAAGAAUGGCCGCGCAAAUUGGAAAAGAUGGAAGCAGCAAAGCACUCAAAAGCAGAAGAGUUGAAGAAGACCGAGAGAGAUAUCGCUCAUUUACGUGAAUUAAUCAAGGGUAAGAGCAUGGAAAUUGCUGAAAUCGACAAAUAUAAUGGGGAGCGCGAAAGGUUGACAAAAGCUUUGGACACGAUAUCCAGCCAAAUUGAUCAGGCGGUAAGCUCUUUGAAGACUCAAAGACGAGACGCCGAAGGUGCGUAUAAAACGUUGGUGGACGUGAGCGAACAAUACGGAGUAGCAACAGAUAGCCUCGCGAUGGCCCGUUCAAAUGUGGGUCAUGACACCAGCGAUAUACAACAGAAAUUCUCGCUUCCGCCUAAUUACUUAGAAAAGUACGAUCUCUCACAAGAUGAUUCACAAUUCGAAAAUCUAGUGGGAUCAAGCUUACGUGAGACGAUUAUGCCCGUUCUUUUGCAGCUGAACGAAACAAUACAAAGCAGAAUUCAGAACUCAUCGCAAGAGAAUUCAUCACAUGAGGCCCAGCUGGAAACAAUUCGUCUGGAAAUCAAUGAAAAGACUAAGGAGCUCGAAUCACUAGAACAAGAGCUUUCCUUGGCUAAAGCUCGGUUUGAUGGAUUCAAGCAGGAGAGCCAUGGCAGACUUUUGUCACAGCGCAUUGAGAUUGAAAAAAUGGAAAGAAAACUCCAAAACGCAAAAUAUUCUUCUCAUCAGAAGGUAGUACAAGCAGAGCAAGACGUUGAGAAUACAAAACUUCGGUACGAAGAAUUAAAACUGUCUUUGAAUCGGGAGAAGAACAAUCUGUAUGCUAAAGUCAUUAAUGUCAUUGACUUUGUCAGUACUUUCAAGAUUAAUGUCCAGUCGUCAGUUGAGAGUUUAGAACUUCUCGCAGCUGAAAAGCUUCGCGAAGUACAAUCGGAAUAA